Lactuca sativa (garden lettuce) is the source of this 1528-nucleotide messenger RNA. RefSeq lists its product as uncharacterized. Lineage: Eukaryota; Viridiplantae; Streptophyta; Magnoliopsida; Asterales; Asteraceae. The record is from RefSeq and is a predicted model, not a curated record.
UUUCACGCACUUCAACUUUAGUUCUUUAGAACUCUUAUUCUUGUUUCCUCGUUUUGACCAAAAAUCAAUACAAUGUCCGUCCUAGAAGAGUUUAAACACCUCGAAAUACAACUAGAAGCUAUAGAAUCAGCAACCAAUAAUUUUGCUGUAGACUAUCUCAUAGGGGAAGGGGGCUUUGGGAAAGUUUACAUGGCAGAACUCCUCCUAUCAAAGGGGCAGACCACAGUUGCUAUAAAACGCUUAGAUCUUAAUAUGGGGCAAGGAAACUCUGAAUUCUGGAAGGAGGUCACUAUGCUUUCCAUGUACAAGCACCAAAAUAUUGUCUCCCUCUUAGGGUAUUGUGAUAAAAAUGAUGAGAAGAUCCUUGUGUACGAGUUUGCAUCCAAUAAAAGUCUUGACUUGCAUCUCAACAACAAGGAUCUAACGUGGGCUCGGCGCCUUAAGAUAUGCAUCGGGGUGGCUCGCGGACUGGCAUACCUUCAUAAUCCUGCUGGAACCCAACAAAGAGUUUUGCACCGGGAUAUUAAAAGUUCUAAUAUCUUAUUAGAUGAAAACUGGAAUGCAAGGAUGGGAGAUCUUGGUCUAUCAAAAUUUGGUCCAGCUAACCAAAAACACACCUUUGUUAUCUCCAAUAAUAUUGCGGGCACACUUGGGUAUUGUGAUCCCCAAUAUCUUGAGACUGGGAUACUAACAAAGGAGACAGACGUGUACUCAUUUGGUGUGGUGUUGUUUGAAGUUUUGUGUGGGAGGUUGUGUUUAGGGCAAAAUGAUAAGAAUCAUUCGUUUACCGAUUUGGUACGCAAGCAUUAAAAUGAGAAUACCCUAAAUAAAAUUAUUUUUCGUGAUAUAAAGGGUGAAAUACAUCCUAGCUCUCUUGGUGUGUUUUCAAAAAUGGCUUACGAAUGUUUGACCCGGGACACUAAACAACGGCCAUUAAUGGACACGAUGGUGACAGAACAUGAAAGAGCACUCGAAGAUCAAAACCCGAUUGUGCUUCCACCACACAGGCAAGAAGGUUUUUCAAUUUCUCCUAACCAAAAUAGAAGGAUACCUACAAACCCCCAUUCUCUUUCACAACGAAACCUAUCUAAGGAAGGUUCUUCAACUUCUCGUAACCAAAAUGGAAGGAGAACGUGGAGUAUUAAGAUAGGGCGUUUUGCUUCUAGGUUUUCAAUUGAAGAGUGAGAGCGUUAUUAUUAUCAGUUAUCUUCGUUACAUUCAUACUACCACAUCACACCACAAGCUUUUAGAAAUGGUUACCACUCCAAGUAAUUUGUAUAUUUUUUUUCAAAAUUAGACUAAAUAAAAAAAAAAACAUAAUUUUAAACUUAAACAAUCAUUUUACUAUGUGUGUUUUAUGUACUAGUUUAAAUUUGUAAUUCCAGUUCUAUAUAAACUAGCUUUCACAUCUUAUGUAAUGUACCUAAUCGUGAUAUAUUAUAUUGUUGUGGCAUGAAAAUGUGUCGAACAAUUGGGAAACGUAAUGAAUUAACAUUAAGAUUUUUUAUUAUAAGUUAUACUAAGUAAA